This is a messenger RNA of Mesorhabditis spiculigera, 954 nucleotides long. The record is from the annotation of a GenBank genome assembly. Lineage: Eukaryota; Metazoa; Nematoda; Chromadorea; Rhabditida; Rhabditidae.
AUGGCUAAAGCCGAGGGCUGGCGCGCUCGCUCUGCCUUCAAGCUGACCCAAAUAGACGACGAGUUCAAGGUGUUAUCCGGGGUCACGAAGGCCGUCGAUCUUUGCGCAGCCCCCGGGAGCUGGAGCCAAGUUCUGUCACGACGCCUCUUCGAGGUUGACCAAAAGGCCAAGAUUGUAGCCGUGGAUCUCCAGCCAAUGUCACCCCUCCCCGGCGUCAUCCAGCUUCAAGGAGACAUCACCCAGGUGGAAACGGCCAACCAGAUCGUCUCCUACUUUGACGGUGAAAAGGCCGAGCUGGUCAUUUGCGAUGGAGCGCCCGACGUCACGGGCCUGCAUUCUCUCGACGAAUACAUGCAGAGCCAGCUCGUACUCGCCGCCCUCAACAUCACCACCCAUAUUCUGAUGGGAGGCGGGAAAUUUGUGGCCAAGAUCUUCCGGGCUCGCGACAUCACGCUCCUGUACGCGCAGCUGAAACUGUUCUUUGAUGACGUCUACUGCGCCAAACCAAAAAGCAGCAGACAGAGCAGCUGUGAGGCGUUUGUGGUGUGCUUGGGCUACCGCCCGCCUGUCGAUUAUGUUCCUUCUAUGACAAAUCCGCUACGUCUACCGGACUACGAUGAUCUUUCGGCUCAAAACGGCUGCAACGCGACAAUCGUGCCCUUCGUGGCCUGCGGAGAUCUUCACGGAUGGGAUUCCGAUCGCUGUUAUCCACUAGAUGCCGAUAUUAUCAUUGGAACAUUGCCGGAGAAGUAUGUAUACCGCGAGCCCGUUCAACCACCAACUGAGCCGGCUUAUAAACAGGCCGUCGAGCUGCGGAAGAACGGCGCUUUGGUCAAAGCUACAAAUCAAUUGGCGCAGACGCUGAAGCCGCACAUCGAACGACAGAGCGGGCAGAAUUCUUCGAAUGCGGGGAUCGAUGAAAGCGUCAUAGAGGGAUUUGAGAGCUUCUUUGUU